Molecule: messenger RNA, 1440 nt
Organism: Arachis duranensis
Lineage: Eukaryota; Viridiplantae; Streptophyta; Magnoliopsida; Fabales; Fabaceae
Product: replication protein A 70 kDa DNA-binding subunit C-like
Exons: 11
Coding region: 1-1440 (479 amino acids)
Biological process (GO): DNA replication; DNA repair; DNA recombination
Cellular component (GO): nucleus
Molecular function (GO): DNA binding
Source: RefSeq, a predicted model, not a curated record
AUGGUUGAUUUGAUGUUUGAGAGAAGGGGUGGAGUGGUUGAUGUUAUCAUCCCUGGAUAUGAGGAAGAUUUCAAAUGUAAGAUCAUUCCUCCACGUGAGGCCUGGAGGAUCAAAGUCAGGGUACUAAGGGCUUGGACUGUACCUAGCUUUGGUAAUGCAGAUGUUCCAAAUUCAAUGGAACUUAUUCUGGUUGAUGAAAAUUCUACCAAAAUCCAGGCCACUGUAAGGAAGCAACUAAUACACAAGUUUAAAGAUCAUCUUCUUGAAGGCAGUUGUUAUAAGAUGAGUUAUUUUGCUGUUGUUUCAAACCAAGGCUCUUAUAGAGCUACAAAGCAUGAGUUCAAACUCAUUUUUCUAUUUCGUACAACAGUGACAACAAUUCCUGAUGAUAUAAUACCCAAGUCUUGUUUUUCUAUAUAUCCCUUUGAAGACAUAUUGCAAAUGAGUCAGGAUCAUGACUAUUUAGUUGAUGUAAUUGGUCUUUUGACAUUGGUUGGGGAAGAGAAAAACUAUGACAGGGAUGGUAAAACGGUUAAGAUGGUUGUUGUCGAACUUUCUUCACAAAAGAUGAUGCUGCGAUGCGCAUUAUUUGGAGAGUACGUGGACCAGUUAAAUGAUUUUCUUGCUUCUGGUUAUGUUGAGCAACCGGUUGUCAUUGUUCAACUUGCUAAGAUUAAACUUUUUCGAGGUCAACCUGGUCUCCAGAAUGUUAUGAAAGCAACAAAAAUUUACUUUAAUCCUGAUUUGUCAGAAGUUAUUGAUUUUCGAAAAAGCAUGGUCGAACAAGGAAUUAAUGGCACUCAACCUUUAUUCAUUGCGAAUGAGGGAAAAUCCGUUUCAUUGGAGGAUGACUUCAUGCGCCUAACUAGGCGAUCCACAAUAGAUCAAUUACAUGAUAACAAAGAGGAUGGGAGUUUUGUUAUUAUGGGUACUAUCACUGAUAUUGUUGAAGAGGGCUGUUGGUGGUAUUCCACUUGUGUGUGUGGAAAGGCAGUUUAUCCUGAGUCUGGGGUCUAUUUCUGUGAUCUUUGCAUGCAUCAUGUGACAAAUGUGAUUCCAAGGUUCAGACUUAAAGUAGCAGUUUCUGAUCAUACUGGACAGGGCAUAUUCAUUUUGUUUGAUCGUGAAACAGCUUAUUUGCUUAAAAAAGCAUGUGCUGACCUUUUUAAUGAAGUCCAAAAGGAGCCAACUGUUCUGUGUGGAGAUAGCUAUCCUAUUACAUUUAAAACUUUAGAGGGUAAAAAAGUUAUACUAAAAGUAGAUACCAAGUCCCUUGGUAUAGACAAAUACUUUGGAACCUUUCGUGUAAAAAGGAUAUGUGAUGACCCAACUAUUAUUUCUAUGUUUGAGCUUGCUGAGAAUGAGAACGAAGUGACACCUGUCAAGGAUGCACAUGUUCCUGGGAUUGGUUUGGACAUAGGUGAACCCUCUUAUACAUAG